This is a messenger RNA of Closterium sp. Yama58-4, 4458 nucleotides long. NCBI's taxonomy places the organism in Eukaryota, Viridiplantae, Streptophyta, Zygnematophyceae, Desmidiales, Closteriaceae. The record is from the annotation of a GenBank genome assembly.
AUGUACAUACCUGGGUGUUGUUUUCUGUCCUUGCUGGAAGCCACAUUCAUAAUCCUGAUCUCCGCCUCUUUUUUCCGUUCCAUGGCUGCUCAUGGUCGGAUUGAGAGUGUGACUAGGACUAGUACCGGUAGGAUUUACUUCGUCACCGAGAUGGCGUCUGGCGGUUCGCAUCGCGAUCCGCUGCCGUUCUUCGGUCCAUCCACUACCAUCCCCGAGCUCACUCGUCUCUCACGUCUCUCCAGCCAAUCGUCUUCCGCCAGCUGUCACUGGAAGCUGUUCGACCGUCAGACUCGCUCUGAGUUGCUGUACCCGCCGGGAGACGAUCGCGGACGGGUAGCCGCCUGGUCGCUUAAGAUCUCGCCGUCCGGUAAACGGCUAGCCGUCAUCUGGGGUUCGACAGUCACGAUUUUGUCACAUUAUGAUGGGUAUUCGGCUCCCGUCGGCAGCUUCAGCAUUCCGUCAGGAUCAGGCAGGGAUAGGGUUACCACACAGUCCAGUGUAACCGCGGAGUGGAGCGACGACGAGAGGGUCCUCGCUGUGAUUGGUCCACGCGCUCUCUGGUUGCUGGACGCGCAGGGGCUGCUGCUCGGCGAAUUGCACGCUGCCACGUGGCAGCCUCGGGGAUCCUCCGUUGUCGCCUGUAUCCUACGAUCUGCACAUGACACGGAGCCUGCCAGUGCAGUGAAAUUGACUAGUGCUUAUGACGUCAUUUUGGUCCUGUCCCACCCUCGCCCGCGCCUCUGGCGAGCCACAAUUGCCCUCCCACUGCCUCCCGUCGACGGCCUCCGGGCGAAUUCAGGAGUUUUCUCAGGGGCCCCAGGUGUUUCUUCAGGUGGUGCUUCAGAAGCGUCAGGUGCUGCGUCAGGAGCCUGGGGACCGCGUUCCGGGAGGGUGAAGGCGAGGGGGAGGUCGUAUCUGCUGGAGGGGAAGCACCAGGGGACCGUGGUUCGCUCUGACUUUCAUCCUGUGCUGAGUCUCCUUGCUGUGGCCGGCAUAUGCCCCUCUGCUGGUAAACCAUCCCCCACGCGACCCCCCACGUCCCUCCUCCUGUCCAUAUGGCAUAUCCCCGACCCGCACCACUCCCUCCUCCCGCCCUCCUUCCUCUGCCUCCUCCGCUUCGCCCCUCCUCCCCUCCACCCUCCCCAACCCAAACCCAGUCGCUCCAAAACCCCGGGCUUGGGCUCCUCUCUAGGGUUUUGGGACGAGGGUUUAGAGGGGGAGGAGGAUGAGGAAGAGGAGGAAGGGGAGGAGGCUGUAGCAGAGGUGAGAUUCUCCCCUGAUGGGGGAUCUUUAGCGGUGGUACACCACCGGGGGGCUUUGUCUCUUAUGCGGAUGUCUGCUAAGGAUUCUGAGCUGAUGCUGCUUCCUAGGAGCGUGGGGAGAACUGUGGGUGUUCCGGCUGGGGCUGCGGUGGAGGAGGAAGGGGGCGUGGUGGAGAGAGGUGCGGAGGAGUGGGGUUUGGUGGAGGGAGGUGCAGGGGACGGGAUGGGUGUGGGUGGGCAGGAGAAGGAGCAGGAAGACGGGGUGGGGAAAGGGGAGAAGAAAGAGAAAGAUGGAGAGGAAGGGACACUGCAGAGGAAAGCAGUGCGGUUCCGAACAGUGCAAGGCGGUGUUGUGGAUUGCGUCACCAGUGUGACCUGGCUCAGUGCUGAUACCAUAGCAGUGGCCCAUCGCUCAGGGAGAGUAGCCAUAGCCACAGUGCACGAUCUAAGCAACCUCACCGGCCCGUUCCCUCUAGUAUUCAGCCCGCGGGCAGUCCUCUGCUCGUCCAAUCUCCUCACGCCACGUGGCAGGAGCAGGCCUGGAGUGUACCCGCGAGGGGUGAUUGUUCUGGAGCCUGUCGCGAGGCAGGUGUCGGUUCCUGAUUGGGCGAGAGGGACGUUGGAGUGGAGAGGAGGUUUGAGGAACGAUGGCAGUGAUGGUGGUGGGGAGAGGGUGUUGGAGAGUGGCUGGCGGGUUUUGUCUCUAGUGGAGCAGCCGGCGGCGGUUAUGGUGCGGGUGCUAACUGAGGAAGGUAGACUUGGGGAUGCAUUGGGGAUGGCCCGGGCAGCGGGGUUGCAUUCUGAUGUGGUGUUUAAGGCUGCUUGGAUGAGCAUGGGUGUGGGAAUAGCAGCAGCAGCAGCAGCAGCAGGAGCAGCAGCAGCCGCAGCAGGGGGAAGAGGAGGAGGAGUAGCCAAGGGAAUGGAUCUGCUCUUAAGUCUGGGACUUAGAGCCACAAACAGUCUCAAGGAGGAAACCCUAAAAGCAGCAGCACGGGCUGGAGAGGCCGUGACUCUAACAGAUGUGAAGCUAUUAACGAAUGUGAAGCUAUCGGGUGUAAAGCUAGCUCUGGGUUUUAAGUACCCGCCCAAGCCUGUUGUCGAGGCUUGGUACCUCUCCCGAGCCAGGGAGAUUGAGGAACGGACGGGCCUGCUGCAGCACUCGCUCGCGUUGCUGGAUCUAGGCUUGGCAGCAGGCUUGGCGGAGGUUCGGAAUGCUAUGGAGGAUUACGCUGAGCUGAACAGAGUGGUGUAUGGGGCAUGCGGGGCUGAUGAUAGCGGGGCUGAUUAUAAAGAGGAUGAGGGGGUUGAUGGGGGGCGGGAGGGAGGGGAGGACAGGCAAGAGCAGGAGGAGUUGGAGGAAGCAAAAGUGGAAGGGAGUGGGGAGGGGGAUGAGCAGAGGAGGGAAGGAGAGGGUCAGGCCAUUCUAGACUCUCACAAAGCGGCUGCUCUAGCAGAGCAGCAGAGAGUUAAGUCUUCUGCUCCCGCUGCUGCUGCUGCUGGUGCGGGUGGGGGAAGGGGCAGGCGGGGGGGAGCUUCGGCCCGAGCCUCCGGCGCAGGCUUGGAGCCGCUAGGUUCGGAGCAGCAGGAGGCAGUGGCGAGUGCGCUGCUAUUGGUGGAAGCAGGGGCUGUCCUUGCCACGUAUGAGCUCCCCACACCGUACACCGCCCUCGUCCAAUCCCGUAGCGACACGUCAGCGGCGCUCCACCUGCUCCGCAGCCUCCUCUCCGCCUUCGCCCGCCGCCAGCCGCCCCCGGAGGAUCCCGAUUGGCUGGAUCUGUUCCGCCACGUCAGCACUCUCAAACACUCCGCGUUCCUCCCCCUUCCCCCUGACUCCCUCCCCUCGGAAAUGGCUAGAGUGCUUUUAAGGGAGGGAAGAUUUGCCCUAGCCAGGCAGUUUCUGAGAAGCGAGGGAAGUGGGGGGAGUGGCGGGAGUGGGAGAGGAAGAGGGGGAGGGGAGGACGUGUGGUUGGAGGAAGAUGCAAUGCUGAGCGAGGAUCGGGUGGAGGCACUGGUGAUCGGCGCUGCGAGAAACUUCUUCUACUCCUCCCCGACGCUGGACUCUCCGGAUAUCCACAGUGCAUUCGCCUGUCUGGACAUUCUCCCGCGCAACCCAGCAGCAGCAGCGGAGCGUCAGCUCUUCUCAGCCCUAGUGGUCGACCUCCCAGCCUGCGGCCUCCACUUACUCCCCCUCCACCUGCGUCAAACCCGCGACCGACUCGACAUCAUACACCAAGUGCUCAACCUCUGCCCGUUCCCCCCUAUCUCCCCCCUCACCACCACCACCGCCACCUCUGCUUACUCCUCCCAUCCCUCCUCUUACUCCUCCUCUUACCCCUCCUCCUACCCGUCCUCCUACCCCUCAUCUCACGCCUCCCCCUACUCCUCCUCCUCGGCCUCCUCCCCCUUCGCUCCGGUCUUUUCCGUCGACCUCGCCAACACAGGGGCUCCCGAGGUGCUCACCUUAGCCUGGAAAUUAGGGCUGACCGAUAGCAGCAGCAGCAGCACGAGUCUGAGCGCUAUGAUUGGUGGAGCAGCGGCGUCUGCUACUGAUUUGUCUGCUGAUGUCAGCGUGGAUGAAUCCGCCAGCAGUGCAGCGAGCACUGCGGCUGACGUGGACGCUGACGUGGAUGCUGACGUGGACGACGGAUCUGAUGACAUCAGCAUGCCGAUCCGGCGGGAGUUUCUAGGGUUUGCUCUGGCUCAUUGCGAUGAAGCUUCCCUCCCGGACCUGCUAGCCUCGUGGCAAGGCUUGGAUGCCACGGAACGGUGCGUGGCGCUAGGAAGCGGAGGAUCAGGUGGUUUUCCAGGUGCUGCGUCAGGUGCUGCUUCAGGUGGUGGGUCAGGUGCCGGGUCAGGUGCUGGGCCAGGUGGUGGGUCAGGUGGAGAAUCCGGUGGAGGGGGAAAUGCUAGUGGUUCUGGAGCAGGGGAAGCAAGGGAAGCGAGCCCAACAGCCACUGUCGCAGCUGCUGAGGUGGCAGCGUGCGAUUCGCUGGCGAUGGCGUUUCUGCUGCAGGCCGGGGAUUCAGUGCGGGCGGCGGGGGUGAUCGAUGCCGAGAUGGCGAAGCGGGACGGGGCAGAUGCGAAGCGGCGGUUUGUGCUGCUUCUGUUGCAAUUCUCGUCCCUCCACGCGACUCUCUUCCUGCUUGCUGCUCAGGUGAGCAUGCAGCGUUCCAGUCCACGAGCAUAUACCAGGUGA